CUUCGCGCGCUGCUCGAGCCCGAAGCCCGAACCGAAAUCGAUACCGCGCGCUUCGAUAGUACCGAAGUAUGGCCGUAAGCGGACUCUCAUGUCUGCUAAAGACAAAAUAGCGAACAGCAGCAACAGUCGACGUAACAGCAGUGCAGCAGCAUCAGCCGCGUAGGUGUUAUUAUGCCCGAGUUAAAGGUGUUCUAUUAUCUGUUCCUGCUGACGCUACUGGACACGACGUCGCCAAUCCGGCCGUCGCUGCACGGCCACAACAAUGCCUUUGUUCAAGAUGACAACAAUGUUCAAUAUCUUUUGGAUAAUAUGCCAAUAUCUAUGCAUAAGGAUUUUGCUAAUACAGUACAUGGAGCUGGGGAUACUAUAUCGGACGAGGAUAAAAUGGAAGAUUUGCUCUCUCAUAUUUCUUUUGAGCCAAGCAUUUUGGACUUCAAAGAAAGACAACUUGGUAUUCCUCACCAAGAAACUGUGAUCAUAUUUAACAAAGAUCACAAUAGAACCAUACAUCUUUCAUCGAUAUCUGGAAAUACACGACAUUUUCAUUCAUCAUUUUUUCAAAGCAAAGUAAUUCCACCAUUGGGGAAUACAACAUUUAAUGUUGUCUUCCUUGGUCGAGACGAAGGUGAUAUCGAUGCGCACCUUUUUAUACAUACUUUAGACGGGACACUAAAGUAUCAGGUCAAAGGAAUAAGUGUUAGUAGUCCUUAUAGACUCCGACCUGUCGAUGUCAAGUUACCAUUAAAUGCAUCUUUUACACCUCUUAUAUAUAUGCACAAUCCUCAUCCGGAAGCUUUACAAGUAUGCGGAAAUAUUUAUAUUGAUUACGUGCUGGAAGUAUAUAGCAGCGGUGGAGAAUUUCAAUUAGAAUUACCAUCGGGUGAACCGGAAGGUACUCGAGAAUUAUGGGAAAUUCUACCUUAUCAAACGAAGCCUAUCAUCAGACUAACUUUUAAUGCUUACACGGAAAAAAAUCAUUCGACAUAUGUUAGAUUUAAAGUGAAUAAUACUGCUGAGAUUCUUGUGGUAGCAGUUGAAGUAGAGGUCAAAAGUGGAGCUGGUCUUCAUUGGGGUGGGAGUUCUGGAAUAAUUAAUUUAGGUAUGGGUGGUUCACUACAGCCGCCUAUUCGCCACCCUAUUGCUUUAAAAAAUUCUGCGAAAAAAGCAAUCAAAGUUGUGAAUAUUAUAAAUACACCUGUAUCAAAAGCAUUAAAAUUGCAUUUUGAGCCAGCAAUAAUUCCAGGAGAGACAGAUAUACCAAUCGCCAUUGGAAUGCUGGUUUACGAUUGGAAAACCGGUUUGGAUCUGCAACACUUUAGAGGCAAAUUAAUAAUAAAAGCUACAGGUCCAGGUGGCUCUAAUCAAAAAUUAGCAAUUCCAUGGGUAGCUCAAGUGCUGCAGGGUGGAUUAGAAGUAAACACAUCAAUUACCCAUUAUUGUUCUCCACAAUCUAAUCAAGCUCGAAAUUUUAGCGUGGUGAACAAAUUUAAAUUACCAUUAGCUAUUACGAAUGUUACGAUGUGUUCGAAUGCGAAGUCGCUUUUUACGAUAAAAGAUUUUACUCCUAGAGUAAUAAAACCCGAGCAAAAGGUCAAUAUAUUUUCUUUACAACUUGCCAAAGAACGGAAGGGUGAUAGCGUGAAAAUGGAGUCAUCGAUAUUGAUACACUCCAACGUAUCCGUAACCGAAGUUCCAGUGUUGAGUUACGAUGGGAAACUGAAAAAAGUUAUGCCGGGUGAAAAGGAAAAUGAUAUGGGAACGAUGAAUUUUGGUACUGUGGGGAGCGGUACCGAGAACGAAGCAAUUUUCGCGCUAGAAAACCAAAAUCCCGUCAAUGUGGAGCUACAUAGCUGGGGUGUGAAUAUGCCGGGUGCGGUUUUAGAAUUGAUGGGAUGUCAAAAUGGUCCUGCGGAUUCGUUGGAUAAGGAAUUUCGAAAUAUAACUGUAUGCAGUCAUUCUGGAAACCAAUACAUAAAGCCCGAGUUUCUGGCGAUUUUUAAGAUCAAAGUGAAGACUCCUAUGGUCGAGGAAGACACGAUUGUCGGCGAUGUUUUCGUGCGAACGACGUACGAGCGAUUUACUUUGCCGGUGUAUAUGCGGGUUGCGCACGGCAAGAUUUCCUUGAAGAAGCUUAUUUUUACCGAUUGCUUCCCUGGAUCGAUCUGUGUGCAACAAGUGAAGGUGCACUCCACAUUUUCAAGACCGAUGGAAGUGACGCAUAUUGCACCUAUAAACAAGGACGACAGAAUAAAGUACAUCCCAUUGGAGGAAGCUACCAUGCCAGUCAUAUCCAAGGGCGAGAAUAAUGUCGGCUCAAUACAGAUCGAUCCUUUGGUGACUUGCAAGCAACAUUGUUACCUAGGUUUAUCAGUAGAUACCAACACGGGAAAUCAAUGGUUGAAUACGAUGAGCCUUCCCUCGCACACUCGCGACUCCGACUUGAACUUGUUGAACACGCGACACACGCGUUUCGUCAACUCUACCGCGGAUGGUUCGUGGGAAAACGUCACAAUGCGCUUGGAUACAACCGAAGUGCGUGGUCAUCGGUUUUACGUGAAUAUUAAGCCAUACUGGCCGAGUCUGUUGGUCGGUAUAAAAAAUAAAAGCGUUCUGAUGUUCCCACUGACGCAAGUCGGAAACACAUCGUAUAGAACGAUCAAGUUACACAAUCCGAGCGCGAGUCCGCUGUUAGUUCAGCUGGUCAUGGAUUGGAGCUAUCCUCAAGGAGCACGUCUUUAUCAUUCUUUGCCAACGAAAUUUAAGCCUGUUUGCACGGAAUGUUCGUCUACAGUUCCGGAAGAGUUCAAGUUAGAAGAAAAUGUGGCCGAUCGAGAGCUAUUCGAGAAACAAUUGGGUAUAUCGGUGGCGUCUCAAUCGGUUCCUUUGUAUUUACAUCCUUUGGAAACAAGGAUGAUUCGUGUGGCAUAUACACCCUUCUCUGCUUCGGCAUCCUCUGGUUUUUUAUAUAUUAGAAAUAAUAUGACUAUUUUAGAAGUCUUACGUAUGAGUGGUCGAGGUGCGAGCGCGCAAUUUCGAUUCGGCAAUCGUAAGCCGGGAUCGACUACGCCCCUGUUGUUUGAACUCGUGGAUAAACAUUUUAAAGAUUGCGAACGAGACCGUAGUAAACACGCUACGACUCCUGUUCUCACUGUAAAGCGUUCUUUUACGGCUAGGAAUACGGGGGAAUUGCCGAUUGAAAUUUACAGCUUCUACAUUAAUGACUGGCGUUGCGAGGGUUAUGGUUUCAAGGUACUCGAUUGCGCACCUUUCAAGCUGAAUCCGAACGCCACUAAAAGAAUAGAGAUAGCAUUCACGCCAGAUUUUACGUUGUCGCGUGUGGAACGGAAGCUGUUGGUGUUGACGAGCGUAGGACCAGACGGAGAUGAAAAUGUCGAAAAUGGUGUGGUGAUACUUAAUCUAUUGGCGAUUUUGCCAGUGCAUUCAUUAGAUUUGUGCGCGCCAGUGCUCGCCAGACCAUCGUGGGAACGCGCAAUACGGUGGAUUGCCAUUAGCAUCUCGUCGAUAGUAUUGGCGAGCGUUUUCGCGGUUUCGUUCUUCGAGGCGGAUAGAAUACUACGGGGAGCCUUAGCCAAUUACUCGAAAGAGAGUCCGGUACAACCGCCCUUAGAUUUGAGGCUACUGUCACACAUUUCGAUGCAUAACUCGACGCAGAUCAGUACCCUUAACAAGAACGAGAGAAGCGGAUCAAAUGAUGAUAAAAGCAAGACAAAAAAGGAUGAAACUUGUUUUCCAGACUGGUCAUUGAUGAACGUGAAGAAAUGUAAAGAUAAAGACACGCAGAAAGGAUUAAAGAUUCCGGACUGGUCCACCGAGGAGGAACGCAGAUUCAAAUUGGACACCGAGUCUAAAGAUCUGCUGUCUUUCAAGCGAUGCGAAGAACCGUCUAAUGUAGAUAGCACUACUAAUCUGAAUACGUCAUACGGAUCGAAAAAAAAGAAUAAUAGUAAAAAGCAAAACAACGUUCAAGAGACCCAAUCGGACAAUUGUGUGACGAAUGACACGCUUAUGGAUACUCAGUUAAUUCAAGAAAAAAAGUAUACCGUUAAUAUGGUUACGAAGUCGAGUCCGACAUCGAACAGAAAAGGAAAAAUUCAAUCUACGCAACCGACUGUCAAGGAAGAGCCAAAAUUCGAUCAUGAGAUUCAAGUGGAUGCGGGAAUAAUUAACAAUCGGAUUAACAAAUCGGACAACAAGCGAAAUAAACAAACAAAUAGCAUCGCAAACAAUAAUAGUAAUCACAAUAAUGUUUCUUUGAAAAAGCUCGAAUCAACGAAUGUUCAAAAAACCAUUCACCUUUCAGAGGAAGAGACCUCAUCCACGACAACGGAGAGUUCGACUCAUGAUGAAACAACAUCUUGUAAAAAUUUUGAUCAACCAUGCGGAAAACAAGAAAAGCUCCAAAGAAAACCGAUAUCUAAGAAAAGCAAACCUCAGUCUAUUCCUCCUGUGCCAUGUAUAGAUUAUAAGGAUAAUUAUGAAGGUGACUGUGAUGACGAUGAUUACGAUAAGGAAAGACAGAAUAAUCCAAAUAGAUGGAAGACGAGCUCUAAUAGAUCUAGCACGAAGCACCAUGUUCAUUCUUUACGUACCGUCGAAUCAUCCUUGAAGUUACCACGUCAGAAUAAGAAUCAACCACGGAAGGAGAAGACAGUGCAAAAACGUCGUGUAGCUGAUAAAACGCACAUCAAAUCUCCUCCUGUAAACGGAAACGUAAACCAAAAAGAGGACAUAACACGCAGCAUAGGAACAAUAAUUCCCACUCCAUUGCCGCCUCCGCCCUCCUGUUGGGGUGAAAACAGAGCUAAGUUCAGUGACGUGGUAGCCCGAAGUCAGGAGAUUGUUUUGCCGUUCUCCAAUUUAAAUCACAAGAGUCAAACAAAUACGUCAAAUCUGUCCAUGGUGUUCGGCACUGAUGUUCAAUAUGCUAAACCACAGUCGACGCAGGAGUUGUUGCAAACAUCGAACGAAUAUAAUUUGAUGUCAAAACCGACCUCUCUUUGUAUUGCAUCAUUGGAGAAGGAUAAAGCACUCAAUUCGGAACCUCUAAUCUUACCGCCGGAUUUGCAACAUUCAAAUAGUUACUUCAUCAAUACUUUCACAGAACAUCCUUUUGAACGCGAACUGGUGCCAUAUGACGAUCUUCCAGAAACCGACGAGCCUUUAGUAGAACUGGAAACACCUGAAGAAGACACGCGAUGUCAAUUGUGGGAAGAUCCUACUCCUAUGAUGAAUUUGAUGGCAGACACAAAUGGAUUUCAAUUGGAAUCGUCGAAGACAACGGAGAAAUCUGUGAUGUCUGACUUGAAAGAUAAUUGGACAGUUGAUACGAAUUGGGAACCAUAUACGAGAGGAGCGGUUGGAGAGGAACGUAGUGGCGUGUGGGGAAUCAAUACAGGGGGUGUGUGGGCUGCAGCACCUUGGGGUGCAGCUGCACCGCCCAUGAUGUCGCAAACAUUACAAUCAGAGUCGGAUACGCAGGAACGAUCCGGAUUUGAUCCAUUUCGUUCGCUCAGCACAAUAUGGACGCCGUCAUCGACCGAAUCGUGGAGAACGAAACGCGAGGAUUAAUCUCAUGGAAAGAACGAAGCAAUGUUUUAUCUUGUGAUAUCGUAUUUCUAUUUCACGAUUUUUUUGGCGAAAAUCGAAAGUAAACGACGGUUUCAACAGUGACAAUAUAAUUGCCACGACCGUGAUAUACGGAUUCGAAAGCCGCAUUGAAAAUUGUUAUAUUUUGUUACAACUACGCUGAGCGUACUUUGUGAUAUGAUUGUUACUAUUAUUUUGUUGUACGAUAGUAACACACAGAUAUGAAUAGUUUCUCGAACGAGUUAUUUUCAUAUUGUUUCUUAAACCAAAAUCUAGAUAUUACAUUUUUCAUUUUUUAUUUCAUUAUUUAAAGCAUACUAAUGCGAUACUUUAAAUUACUGUGAGUGAGGUGUACUUCAUGCAGGAUAAUCGAUUAUUCUUUUUUUUUUUGUUUGGUUUGUUAUAAGAGAUGUAUAUAUAUUAAUUGAUCGACUACAAAUGAAAUGGAAAUAGCACAUGUGGAAUUACAGAAUUUGCAUAAAAAAAAUGAAAAAAAGGAAAUACAGUUUCUCAUAUUAUAAUCACAGCACGUAUUAAUUUAAAGAAACAACUAUAUACAUGGCUUAUAUAUGGAAAUUUAUAAUUUGCUCCUUGAUUUACAGCACACUCUUUCUCUUCUCUUUGCGAUAUUAUCCGUGUAUGCAUAUGUAAGGGGAACUAAAGAUGGAAAAGAGAAUGAACUAUCGCGAUACUCGAGAGUCCUGGAUCUUGGUAUAUUAACCACGAGUGAUAAUUAAGUUAUUCGAGACGAGUGAGAACUGUGAUUUUUUAUAGUCUUGACUUGUAGAGUAUACCUUCAAGAAAAUUUUCAAGACAAGUUUUACAAGAUUGCGUAUACAAAGUAUGAAAUGAAAGAAAUGUGUACCUAUUCUUCAAGACUGGUAAUCGUUGUGUUUUAAUAAAGAAGUCACAAAAAAUA
This is a messenger RNA of Camponotus floridanus (Florida carpenter ant), 6526 nucleotides long. It is a transcript of the gene Tmem131, whose product is annotated as transmembrane protein 131. NCBI's taxonomy places the organism in Eukaryota, Metazoa, Arthropoda, Insecta, Hymenoptera, Formicidae. The transcript has 23 exons. Gene Ontology annotation, cellular component: membrane. The record is from RefSeq and is a predicted model, not a curated record. Bases 172 to 5589 code for a protein of 1805 amino acids.